Messenger RNA from Tupaia belangeri chinensis (Chinese tree shrew), 2081 nucleotides. RefSeq names its product trophoblast glycoprotein (gene TPBG). The record is from RefSeq and is a predicted model, not a curated record. Gene Ontology annotation, cellular component: plasma membrane. Lineage: Eukaryota; Metazoa; Chordata; Mammalia; Scandentia; Tupaiidae. The transcript has 2 exons. Bases 129 to 1382 code for a protein of 417 amino acids. Gene Ontology annotation, molecular function: protein binding. Gene Ontology annotation, biological process: negative regulation of canonical Wnt signaling pathway.
CCCCUCCGCUCGCACGAGAGGAAAGUUUCCUCCAGACGCUUCCGGCCGACCCGCGCCCUCCCGGCCCAGACUCUUGAGCCUUCGGAGCGGGCCCGUCCCAGCCCAGCUCCGGGGAGACGCAAGCCGCGAUGCCUGGGGGGUGCUCCCGGGGCCCCGCUGCUGGGGACGGGCGGCUGCGGUUGGCGCGCCUGGCGCUGGUCCUGCUCGGCUGGGUCUCUUCGUCCUCGCUCACCUCCUCGGCGUCCUCCUCCACCUCUUCGGCGUCGUCGCUGGCCUCUGCUCAGCCCCCGCUGCCGGGCCAGUGCCCGCAGCCCUGCGAAUGCUCCGAGGCCGCGCGCACCGUCAAGUGCGUGAACCGCAACCUGACUGAGGUGCCGGCGGACCUGCCCACCUACGUGCGCACCCUCUUCCUCACCGGCAACCAGCUGGCGGUGCUCCCCUCCGGCGCCUUCGCCCGCCAGCCGCCGCUGGCCGAGCUGGCCGCGCUCAACCUCAGCGGGAGCCGCCUGAAAGAGGUGCGCACCGGCGCCUUCGAGCAUCUGCCCAGCCUGCGCCAGCUCGACCUGAGCCACAACCCGCUGACCUACCUCAGCCCCUUCGCUUUCUCAGGCAGCAACGCCAGCGUCUCACCCCCUAGCCCCCUGGUGGAACUGAUGCUGAACCACCUCGUGCCCCUUACAGAUGACAAGCAGAACCAGAGUUUAGAAGGCAUGGUGGCCGCGGCCCUCCGGGCAGGCCAUGCUCUACGCGGGCUCAGGCGCCUGGAGUUGGCCAGCAGCCACUUACUUUACCUGCCCCGGGAUGUGCUGGCCUAUCUGCCUGGCCUCAGACAUCUGGACCUGAGUAACAACUCGCUGGUGAGCCUGACCUACGUGUCCUUCCGCAAUCUGACACACCUAGAGAGCCUCCACCUGGAGGACAAUGCCCUCAAGGUCCUUCACAACGGCACCCUGGCUGAACUGCAAGGCCUGGCUCAUGUCAGGGUCUUCCUGGACAACAAUCCGUGGGUUUGCGACUGCCAGAUGGUGGACAUGGUGGCCUGGCUCAAGGAGACAGAGAUAGUGCAGGGCAAAGCCAGGCUCACCUGUGCAUUCCCAGAAAAGAUGAGGAAUCGGGUCCUUUUGGAACUCAGCAGCUCGGACCUGGACUGUGACCCUAUCCUCCCCCAAUCCCUGCAGACUUCUUAUGUCUUCCUUGGUAUUGUUUUAGCCCUGAUAGGCGCUAUUUUCCUCCUGGUUUUGUAUUUGAACCGCAAGGGGAUAAAAAAGUGGAUGCAUAACAUCAGGGAUGCCUGCAGGGAUCAUAUGGAAGGGUAUCACUACAGAUACGAAAUCAAUGCGGACCCCAGGUUAACAAACCUCAGUUCUAAUUCGGAUGUCUGAGAAAAUGAGAGGACUGAACAAGGACAACUCUGCAUGAGGUGUAGACUUAAGCUUUACCCUGUACUAGGCUUGCUCCACUUCACCCUCCACUAUAGACGCCACUGACUGACUGAAAGCAGUGAAGGGGAUUUUGCUUCCUUGUUAUGUAAAGUUUCAUGGUGUGUUCUGUUCAUGUAAGACAAUGAGCAACUGUGCAUAGUGUUUGUCCUCUUCCUUUUCUUGGAACUCCUCAACUCGAGUGGAGGAAUUUUUCAAGUUUCAGCAUGAACAUGGACUCCUUGCUGUCUGUCUCUCUUAGUACAGUUCAAGGUGUAGCAAGUGUACCCACACAGAUAGCAUUCAACAAAAUCUGCCUCAACUUUUUUGAGAAAAAUACUUUAUUCAUAAAUAUCAAUUUUAUUCUCAUGUACCUAAAUUGUGGAGAAAAUUAUUGCAUCCCAUAAACUGCCUGCAGACCUUAGCAAGCUCUCCAAAAUAACUCCAUAGUACGCAGGAGCACCUGCAUCCCAGAGCAUGGUUACAUUUUACUGUUCUGCAUAUUAUGAAAAAUAACUUGCAACUUCAGAUAACUUCUUUGACAAAGUAAAUUCCUUUUUUGAUUGCAGUUUAUAUGAGACUGUACUGAAGUUUUUCUAUAAACUGCACGGAGCACCAUUAGACUGAAUUGUUUAAAAAAAUCAAUAAAGAUUCUUAAAAGAA